AUGACAUCGUCCACUGCAGAAGCUGCCUCCGUGCAGGCUGGCGCUCCCUCACCGAUUGCGGUCGUCGGAAUGGGGAUGCGCCUGCCCGGAGGGGUACGCACUGUGGAUGAUUUCUGGGACGCUCUCAUCAGCCAGAAGGAUUGCUCCUCCGAAGUCCCCCAAACUCGGUAUAAUAUUGACGCAUUCUACCACCCGGAUAAGCCUCAGUCCGUGAGAACGAGGCGCGGAUAUUUCCUUGAGGACGACUGCUUGCAGAAGGCCGACACGAACUUCCUUCAAUGGAUUCCGGGAUUUAGUACGAGCGAACUAGAUCCUCAGCAGAGGUUAUUGCUCGAAGUCAUCUGGGAGUGUAUGGAGAAUGCGGGACAAACCGGCUGGCGCGGCAAGGACAUUGGAUGCUACGUCGGUGUAUUCGGGGAGGACUGGCACGAAUUGACUGCGAAGGAAUCACAGAUGAUCCCUCGUACACACGCCUUCGCCAACGGAGGGUUUGCACUAUCAAACCGGGUGUCAUUUGAGUUCGACCUGAAGGGACCAAGCCUCACCAUAGCGACAGCUUGCUCUUCCUCUCUAAGCGCUCUCCAUGAAGCCUGCCAGGCUCUUCAAACGGGCAGCUGCUCAUCCGCCAUUGUUGCCGGAACCAACAUGCUUCUCACCCCUUCCAUGAGCGUGACAAUGUCUGAGAACAUGGUUCUCUCGCCUGAUGGGCUGUGCAAGACAUUUGACGCUGACGCAAACGGUUAUGCGCGCGGAGAAGCUGUAAAUGCUGUCUAUAUCAAGACCCUGGACAAGGCAAUAGCAGACGGCGAUCCUAUCCGCGCCGUUAUCCGCGCCACAUCGGCCAACUAUGACGGCCGAACGGCAAAGAUUUUCGCACCGGAUAUUGACGGUCAAAAGCGGCUUAUCAGAAAGGCCUACGAGCGAGCGCAGAUUGAAAACAUCGCAGAAACGGCUUUUGUGGAGUGCCAUGGCACCGGCACUAGACGGGGAGACAUCGUCGAGGCCACGGCGAUUGCUCAGACUUUCCAUCCGCACGGGGUUCAUAUUGGAUCGGUGAAAACAAACUUUGGUCAUGGCGAGGGCGCCUCUGGCCUGACCGCCGUUAUCAAGGCUGUUCUGGCUCUGGAGCAUCGGACGAUUCCACCAAAUAUGCAUUUUCGACAACCGAACCCUUCCAUCCCCUUUCAGGAAGGGCGACUCAAAGUUCCAGUCAAGCCCACCCCAUGGCCUGAGAACCGAAAGGAACGAGUCAGUGUCAACGGUUUCGGUGUAGGCGGAGCUAACGCUCAUGUUAUCCUAGAAUGUGCACCAAGCAUCGUGCCUGUGGAACCCAAACAGGAGCCAAGGCGAGGACUGGUUCCUCGACUCCUGGUUUGCUCCGCUCAUAGCAAGACAGCCUUGGACGCCCGAAUGGAUGCGAUUAGAUCUUACUUGACUCUGAGACCGCAGGCUCUGGCCGACGUCGCUUAUACACUUGGGGUUCGUCGUGAUCAUCUGUCUCAUCGGUCGUUUACUAUUGCCAAUAGUGAUGGCGAGCUUUUUGGUGGAGAAGUCCACUCACACCAUAUAUCCGAUACAUCGCCACCCCUCUCACUAGUAUUCGCUUUCAGUGGACAGGGAACUCAGUGGGCUCGAAUGGGGGUGGAGCUCAUUCGAACCUUCCCCAGCUUUCAGCGAGACAUACAACUCAUGGACCAGAUUUUGCAACAGCUACAAUCUCCUCCGGCAUGGAGUAUAGAAGGUAUGGUUGUGGCGUAUGCACACUUACUCCUAUACUUCCAUCAAAAUAUAUGGAGUCAAAAUGACCCCUGUCGAGGCGAAGUAACGUACGACAUUCGGUCAGCCGGAUCACGAUGCCUGUCGUUAUCCAACAAGGGUACGGAGUAUAUGUCAGUCUUAGCGGUCCACUCAGAGUGCCAAGGGCCGGACACAGCCCGAGCAGACUGGUUGCUGCCUGACAAUCCUGGCUGUUGUGCAAAGCGUUGA
Aspergillus fumigatus Af293 is the source of this 1986-nucleotide messenger RNA. Its product is annotated as putative PKS-like enzyme. NCBI's taxonomy places the organism in Eukaryota, Fungi, Ascomycota, Eurotiomycetes, Eurotiales, Aspergillaceae. Bases 1 to 1986 code for a protein of 661 amino acids. Gene Ontology annotation, biological process: secondary metabolite biosynthetic process; fatty acid biosynthetic process. The record is from RefSeq and is a predicted model, not a curated record. The transcript is spliced from 5 exons. Gene Ontology annotation, molecular function: fatty acid synthase activity; 3-oxoacyl-[acyl-carrier-protein] synthase activity.